GGGUGGAACCUUCAAAGCAGCAGCGGCAGCGUGUGCAGAGGACUCUUACUUCUCUGUAAUCUCUCUCAAAGCACCAAUCUUUUUGCUUUCCCCUCGUUUAUCCAAACACGCUUUAAUUUUCUUUUCCUUUCCUCCACUCUCUCUCUCUCUCUCUGUUGUCCAUUAUCUCUGCCUACAUGACGCGUCUCAAUUUCCAUGGCGGCUAUGUUUUUGGUUCUGGUUUCACCCAUAUCUAAUCUCGUACUCUCACUGUUUUUAGAAAAACUAAGGGAACCCAUGUUUUUGUUCUUGUUUCUCUUCUCCUUCUCUGUUUCCCUCUUGUUCUUUUUCCCGUAUUUGUACAGAAAAGUUCAGAAUCAGAAAGAACGGGAACGGCGGCAAGAGGAGGAAGAGAAGGUCCGAAACGACCCUUCGUUGUUGAAGCGGUCUCUGGAAGAGAUUGUGGAGAAAACCCAACAAGCUCGGGAGAAGGACUCGACCCAUUUCUCGCAUUCGCUUCUUUUCGAGAUCUUGCCUCCUGAUUCUGCGAAAUGGGGUUGUCUGUUUGGUGAAGAAAAGCGGGAGGAGGGACCGGGUCCAGCCGGGUCGGGACAGGAGGAGCUCUGUGAUAUGGGUGGUGACCAUAGGGCUAAGAAGAAGAAGAAGAGAGCGAAGAAGAAGAGGCUGGACUCGAAAAGUGAAGAAAAUGGUGAGGAAAGGUGUUCCGAGGUGGAGAAAGAGGACUCAAUUCCGGGUGCACGUUCGCGGCUGAAGCCGGAGCUUGUUUGUUUGUACCCUUUCACGUCAACCAGUAGUGCUACGCAGAGGAAGAUCAAGCAGCAGUAUGAACAGCUCAUGAAGUGUCACGAAAAGAAGGGAUUGACACUGACUCAGGUUUGGGAAUUUGCUAAUUGCUUGAUUGAGGCAAGAAAUGAGUUGCAGCACAAAUCUGAGGUCAUCAAACGUAAGUUCACAAUAACAAAGGCUUUACUACUUAAAGCAGAUAGAUCUUCAUUUGACCGCCUUCGUCAACAGAUAUAUAAACUAGAGAUGGAACAGAAGAGAUUAGAAGAGGAUGCAUUUGUCUAUAAUUGGCUGCAACAGCAACUCAAACUUUCCCCAGCUUACAAAAAGAUGCUUGAAAUUGGUGAGUGCAUGGAGUUGAAGGCCAAGGCUGGUGAACUAAUGCAAGACAGUGAUAUUGAAUGUUCUGACAUUUCUUUUGAAGAGUUAUUAGCACAGGAGAAAAAAGAUUCAUUUUGGUUGGUUGCUCAUCUUGUUAGUCAUCUUGAAUACUUAUUUCCAAUUCUACCAUGCCUGUAUACAACUAACCUUCUCUUCUUUAUGCUGACGUGCAGGCAGAAAAAUGGAAAAUCAAGAUUGAGCUCAAGCUGAUGAUUUCAUUUGUCUGGCUAAUCGUACUCAGGGAACCACUUUGUUUAGUAUGUAAUCCAAUACCCAAAUCAAGCACUGUAGCUUCUUCUUCUUUUUUAUGGCUACCUGGCUUCUUGGAAUCAUUUAUUUAGCAUAAUUGUUGCCAUAACUUGUUCUCCUUUCAAUUUUUCCAGGUUGUCCUAAGAAAGGUAGUCAGUUCAAUAAAUGAUGAAGCUUUCGAUGUUAUUCACUUAAGUUCUGCUGAAUUUUGAUCCUUUGCUAACAACCGCCUUUGGAGAAUUGUAAGAUGAUUUGCUAUCCAAUCCUUCCCAUUGGUGCAGUACUUGCUUUGUAAAUGGUUUCAAUCUAGGGCAUAGAUAACUUAAGAAAAAGCUUCUAUUGAUAACGCCAUGACUUGUAUGUGGGUGUAAUGUAUCGGCUCAAACUUAGCUUUAACAUAUGAAAAUGAAAAUCGAAAUCGAAGAUGGUUAUAUAUUUGGACCUUGAUUGCUUUCUACUCUUGGCAGGCAUAAAAUGAAUUUCAUAUCUUGUU
Molecule: messenger RNA, 1906 nt
Organism: Rubroshorea leprosula
Lineage: Eukaryota; Viridiplantae; Streptophyta; Magnoliopsida; Malvales; Dipterocarpaceae
Source: the annotation of a GenBank genome assembly